UACAUUAUAUUAAUAAUCGAACAACGAAGAAAUCGAUCAAGUAUUUGAUCGAUCUAAUCACAACACUAAAAAUAACGUCAUAUGUUAUUGAUACAGAAGGUGAUCCAUCACGAAACCCGCCACUUCCAUCGCUUAUUCAAAUAUUACCCGUGCCAACCUCGGUUCCACCACCAGUAGUCAUAUUAAUCGAAGUUAACUGGUUGCUAUCGUCAAAAUCAUCACAUGGAAAUGCAAUAAAGGAACUUUGCAAUGAAAUUUUUAAAUUAAAUCAUACAUUUAUGGCUUGGGGCGAUGUUCGUAAAGAAUUAAAAGCGUUUACAGAAUUUAACUUAUUUAAACUUUCAAAUGUUGUCAAUAGACGAAAUAAUCAAGCCGAAUUUCGUCGUUAUUAUAAUUACUCAUCCACACCUUCCAGAAUGUUUAAGAGUAGAAGAUAUUAG
This is a messenger RNA of Didymodactylos carnosus, 440 nucleotides long. Lineage: Eukaryota; Metazoa; Rotifera; Eurotatoria; Philodinida; Philodinidae. The record is from the annotation of a GenBank genome assembly.